UUCUUCCACACUGUGCCCUACGUUUCUCACUCAGUGAGCUGUUGACACGAAGGAAAGAGAACAAUGUGGAAAGCAGCAGUGUUUGCGUUCCUGCUGCUAAACAUGUUUAUGCAGGUGAAUGGUGCUGUGGAUACGACGAGGAAGUCCGCGGCAGAAAACUCCAGGCCAGUGAAGAAUGUGAAGACAGAAGUGGGUGAAGGUUCCAACACCAUUCCUGCAAGUGGCACUGCGUCUCCCGGUUUCUUGGGUAAAUUGCUGGUGGUACCCAUGGAUGGGAGUCACUGGGUGGGCGUGAAGGCCCUCGCACAAGAAAUGGGUCGACGUGGACACCGGGUCACGGUUGUGAUACCAGAGGUCAGCGUGCGGAUGGGUCCAGGGAAACACUACGAGACUGUGACCUACCCUGUUCCUUAUGACAAGGCUUAUAUUGAUUCUGUCAUGGCCUCACACAUGGAUGUGUUGAAAAAAUCAGCGCAGUCUUUCACAGAGAAGAUAAAAAGUCGAUUCGCACAAAUCCAGAAGAUCACAGGCUUAAUCCAUACUGGUGCUGAAAGUCUACUGUUCAAUGACAGUCUCAUCUCACAUCUGGCACAGCAGGACUUUGACGCCGUCCUAACAGACCCCAUGGUGCCCACAGGCUCAUUAAUAGCUCGGAAAUUAGGUCUCCCCACUAUUAAUCUCCUGAGGGGAAUUCCUUGUUCCAUGGAUGUGAAGUCCGCGGGCUGCCCCUCGCCGCCCUCAUACGUGCCUCGCUUCUUCACCGGGUACACGGAUAGAAUGAGCUUCAAGGAGAGGACUAUCAACACUUUGGUGGCUUUCCUGGAGCCACUGAUGUGCCGACUGCUGUACUGGCACUUUGACAACAUAGCCUAUCAGUUCCUGGGAGAGGAGGUGGGCAUAGCUGAAGUGCUGUCCGAGUCUGCUAUCUGGCUGAUGAGGACUGACCCCAUACUGGAGUUCCCACGCCCUCUCAUGCCCAAUAUGGUGCCUGUUGGUGGAAUCAACUGCAACGUGAGAAAUCCUCUUCCCGAGGACUUGGCGUCCUGGGUGUCAGGAGAGCAUGGGUUCAUAGUGUUCACUCUGGGCACCAUGGUGUCAGAAAUGCCUGAAGAAACGACUUCCGUCUUCCUGGAAGCCUUCAGACAGAUUCCACAGAAGGUAAUAUGGAGGUACACUGGACAGGUUCCAGGCGGUGUCCCAGAAAAUGUGAAGAUAAUGGAAUGGGUGCCUCAGAACGACCUGCUGGCACAUCCUGGAGCUCGGGCUUUCAUCACCCAUGCCGGCUCACACGGUCUCUUUGAGGGACUGUGCCACGCUGUUCCCAUGGUGAUGGUGCCGAUCUCGGGGGACCAGCCGGACAACGCACAGAAGAUGGCUAGCAAAGGUGUGGGAGUGGUGUUGGACAUUGUUUCCAUCACUACAGAGAGCCUUCUUCAGGCACUGAACGACGUCUUGAGUGACACCAGGUACAAAGUGAACAUUCAGAAGCUGUCAGCUCUCCAUAACGACCGUCAAACUGAUCCACUUGAGCUUUCUGUGUACUGGACAGAAUUUGUGAUGCGGCACAAAGGAGCAAAACAUCUCCGAUCUGCUGUCCACGACCUCAACUGGAUCCAGUACUUCUGUCUGGAUGUAAUAGUGCUGCUGACUACUGUAGUCCUGAUUUUUGUGAUACUGACGGUAAAAUGCUUGAAGCUAUGCCUCCGGAAACUGGGCAGGAAGCGGAAGCAGGAUUGAUCUGGUGCCAUAUGUUCACCUUCAUCUCAGCAGUACUACUGUAUGUUAAAGGGACAGUCCACCCUAAAAUCAAAAACACUUUUUUCCUCUUGUAGCGCUAACUCUUGCUGAGUUUUGGAGAUAUUGGGCAUAGAUGUGUCUUUUUUUCCUCUUAUCUUUAUAUAUAAACGGAACUACAGCUGACAAUCCAAUGAAAUACAUUUGAAAAACUGAACAGCAACAAAUCUUUCAAGAAAUCAUGACCCGCCAUUUUCAAGAUGAUCGACAGACCUUUUUGUGAGAAGUUUCAUGUUGGAACUGUUUUCUUUCUACUGAACUCGUGCUCUCAACAGGGCUCCUUAGCUGAGCUUUAAUGUCAGUUAGCUUUGUUUGCUAGCCUCUAACCCAUGAACAGAUGCAUGCUUGUGAUGAGGUUGGUGGAUGUUGUUUGCUAGAAAAAAAAAGGUCCUACAUGAAACUGACCGCAUCAUGAAUUCUGGAGAAAGAAGUUGCUUUUGAGUUAUUAAAAGUAGAAGGCUAGUUUUCUUA
Acanthopagrus latus (yellowfin seabream) is the source of this 2265-nucleotide messenger RNA. Its product is annotated as UDP-glucuronosyltransferase 1A1-like. The transcript is spliced from 9 exons. The record is from RefSeq and is a predicted model, not a curated record. Bases 64 to 1737 code for a protein of 557 amino acids. Gene Ontology annotation, molecular function: UDP-glycosyltransferase activity. NCBI's taxonomy places the organism in Eukaryota, Metazoa, Chordata, Actinopteri, Spariformes, Sparidae.